This is a messenger RNA of Periophthalmus magnuspinnatus, 447 nucleotides long. Its product is annotated as 60S ribosomal protein L22. Gene Ontology annotation, cellular component: ribosome. The record is from RefSeq and is a predicted model, not a curated record. Lineage: Eukaryota; Metazoa; Chordata; Actinopteri; Gobiiformes; Gobiidae. Gene Ontology annotation, molecular function: structural constituent of ribosome; RNA binding. Gene Ontology annotation, biological process: cytoplasmic translation. The coding region runs from base 27 to 419 and encodes 130 amino acids. The transcript is spliced from 4 exons.
UCUGCCUCUCUGCCCGACUCUCCGCCAUGGCGCCUGUUCAGAGGAAACCGAACGUGGGUAAAGGCGGUAAGAAGAAGAAGCAGCUUCUAAAGUUCACUCUGGACUGCACUCAUCCUGUGGAGGAUGGCAUUAUGGACGCCGCCAACUUUGAGCAGUUCCUUCAAGAGCGCAUCAAAGUGAAUGGGAAGGCGGGGAACCUGGGUGGAGGAGUGGUGUCCAUCGAGCGAAGCAAAAGUAAAAUCACAGUGUCUUCUGAGGUGCCCUUCUCCAAGAGAUACUUGAAGUACCUGACCAAGAAGUAUCUGAAGAAAAACAACCUUCGGGAUUGGCUCAGAGUCGUGGCCAACACAAAGGAAAGCUACGAGCUACGCUACUUCCAGAUCAACCAGGAUGAGGAGGAGGAGGAGGAUGAGGAUUAAAUAUUUCUUAAUAAAAUUCUGUUUACAC